ACAUAAUCAAUCUCAGCGAAGCAGCGUCCAGUCGCUGUUCAAGGUCCCUUUACUUUUUAAGGACAACACCGGGGCUGACGACGAUGUGGGCGAAUCGAGAGCCUUGGACAGCAUCUCUGAGGGGCCCUCCUUUCAGAGACCGAUGAUCUCGACAAGGAUCGAGCCUUCUAGGGAAGGCAGCAAGGAGGGGGCCGGCAAAAAGCUGAAUAACAUGCUGAAAAAAACUAGUAGAAAUGACAGUACAGAUUCAGAUGUACAGGAAGUACCAGCUUUGGUUCCAUUUGGAGAUGUGGUUGGCUGCCUAGCUGUUCAUAUAAAGAAAUGCAGACAUUUUUCACCCAGGAUCAACUUACAGUAUUAUACAAAUUUGUUUAUUCGCAUCACUGUUAACAGGGUCAUGAAAUGUACUAAAUCUCAUUGCUUGAAUUAUAAAAACAACGAAAAGAGACCCGAAAUUAAAUUUGAAGAAGUGAAAUAUUUCUCUGUACAGGUUCCAAGACGCCAUGAUGAUGAAAGAAAUAUGCUUCAUUUGGAGCUAAUGGAAUUUGAUGAUUUGGAAGCAUACCCUGUACUGUUGGGAAGUUUUAGCUUACAUCUUUAUGAAAUCAUUCAGAAAGGAUGCUUCACGGAAGAAUUUUUUAUGAAGAUCAGGAACCUGGUUGUCUGCAGGGUUGAAGUGGAAUUUAUGUUUUCCUAUGGAAACUUUGGUUAUGGCUUUUCACAUCAGUUAAAACCACUUCAAAAAUUGAUUCAGCCAUCCAUGUUUAUGAAUGUUCCCCCACCUGUAGAAAGAACAGACCCUCUAACAAAUGUCAUCACACCGCAACUAAUAGAAUAUCCAGCAUUCUUAUCCCCAGACUUAAAUGUUACUCUUGGGAAUCAACAAAAACAGACUCAUUUAUCAUCUCCAGUACGACUUGAAAAACUUCAACAACAACCACGAGACAGGCUUGACAGAAUGAAGAAAGAAUACAGAAAUUUGAAAACAUGGGAAGAAAAAUCUAAUUAUUUAGAUCAAAUUCUUCGCAUGAAAAUAGAACCAAAAGAAUUUGAGGACUCUAAGGAUACUGAUGACAAUGAUGACAUGAUUUUUAAUCGUGCUACUCCAUUUCCAGCAAGUUUCUUUCAGACAUCAGAAUUCUCAUUAAAAAAGCAAGAAGAUAAAACUCUUCCAUCUGAGUUGCCUGUCAAAACACCUGAAGUUAAGAAGAGCCUGCCACUGGUAGAAAAGAGAACAGAGCCUGCAGUUUCACAUUUGUUUAUUCAAGAGGAUGCUAAAACAAAAAAUGGAAGCCUUCCUCCUGAGGAAAGUACCCCUUUACCUCCUGUUUCAUUAAAAGGGAAAAAUACAUUUGUAGAAUCUAUAGAUGGAAGAGAUAAGCCAGUACAUGAAGUGACUGAACCUGAAGGAGACACGUCAGAAAAACCGUUCACAGGCUCACCUUCAUCAGAAGUAAAGCUAAGGCAGAGUCGUAUGAGCCUAGAGAAAAUUGAACUAUUGCAAUCAGAAACAAGGUUGAAAAGUAUCAUUUUAAGCCCAGAUAGAAAAAAGAAGAGCACAGAUGAAGGUGGAUUAGAAUCAAAAAGGCAAAGUUUUAAACAAGAAAGCAGAAAAAGCUUAGGAUUCAAAGAGCUCCAGGAUCUAAAAGAUAUUGAUGCAGCCUCAAAGAUGACUCUUCCUCGACAUGUUUCUUUCAAUAUUUCAAAUGAAACUCAAGUAUUGCCCUCAAAUACAGUUCGGCUUAACAGGGGUGGAACUGACGAAAAUAUUAGCUUCAUUGAAGAAGAUAAGAGCAAGGAUAAGGAAACAGUAAGUGAGAAGAGUGAAGAUGAAGCAAAAGAGGUUGUUAUUAAGAAUACAUAUGUAGAGGACAACCCUUUUAGACAAGCACGUCCUGAAGGCAUGCCACCAUUUCAAGGGGACUCUUCAGAAAAUAAAAAGGAAGAAUUACAUUUGACCUCAUUUAAGCAUCUUGAAAAGGCAAAAGCCAGAGCAAGGUUUGAUUUGGGAAGAAGCCCCGAUGAUAAACAAUACUGUAAAAACUUUACAAGACCAAAUACUGCUCCAGAGUUUAACAAACGAUUGAAAGAAAGCUUGGGGAAAUUUGCAAAUCCACGGUUGGUUUCAGCAGGCUUAUUUCAAGUUCCAAACGUAGGUCUAGAGGAAUAUAAUCAGAAAAAAGAUCUAAAAGAUCUUGAAAAAUGUUCAAUCAUUUGCGAUAUUCUGCAGUUGUUAAACAGUUCAUAUGUGAAACGCAAGUAUGAGGAUGAUUAAGUACAUCCCGAAUCUCCUACUAAUGAAAUAUGUUUAGGCCAGUCCUCUUAUUUAGCAGCUCACUACAAAAUUUCAUCUUGUUAGAGUCAUUGUUUUCACUGAAAUACAAAAUAAACAUUUAUGAUGCAUA
This is a messenger RNA of Gracilinanus agilis (Agile Gracile Mouse Opossum), 2405 nucleotides long. RefSeq names its product C2 calcium dependent domain containing 6 (gene CATSPERT). NCBI's taxonomy places the organism in Eukaryota, Metazoa, Chordata, Mammalia, Didelphimorphia, Didelphidae. Bases 143 to 2275 code for a protein of 710 amino acids. The transcript is spliced from 17 exons. The record is from RefSeq and is a predicted model, not a curated record.